Lachancea thermotolerans CBS 6340 is the source of this 2982-nucleotide messenger RNA. RefSeq names its product serine/threonine protein kinase PKH1 (gene PKH1). The record is from RefSeq and is a predicted model, not a curated record. Bases 1 to 2982 code for a protein of 993 amino acids. NCBI's taxonomy places the organism in Eukaryota, Fungi, Ascomycota, Saccharomycetes, Saccharomycetales, Saccharomycetaceae. The transcript has a single exon. Gene Ontology annotation, molecular function: ATP binding; protein serine/threonine kinase activity. Gene Ontology annotation, biological process: peptidyl-serine phosphorylation; intracellular signal transduction.
AUGUCUUUCAGGUUUGAAAGACCUCUAAUUCCCGAAAACGAAACGGACGGUCAUCACGACAGAACAACCCCCGGCUUCACGCUGCUACCACCUGAAAAAGACAUGUCCACGCAGUCAGUUCCCGAUAGUUUGCAGGCAUCGAGAGGGUACAACUCGUCGCGUCACAUCUACGGGCAAAAUGUCCCUAGGCCGCCUUUGAUGGAGAAGGCUCUGACCAAUACUGACAAGUUCAUACAAAUUCAUAACGGUGAUUCGGGACAGCUGCGGUCGGACCAGAACGACGAAGCUAUCAGUCUGAGCAGCGACGACAACAGCGCGGACACCUCAGGUUCUAACAUGUCUAUCAAAGAAAUGACCAUGAACGAGGCAAUGCGCAGAAGGCAAGAGGAAUGGGCAGAGCGGGGGGCCGCGAAGAUUGUCAAGGAGGUGGUUAACCCUGAAACUGGCGUUACAGCUCGACACGUCAUAAAAAAAGGGAUCAAGGAUUUCAAAUUUGGUGAAGUUUUGGGCGACGGCUCCUAUUCAACUGUUAUGCUUGCGCGUUCUAUUGACAGCGGGAAGAAGUACGCGGUAAAGGUUUUGAACAAGGAGUAUUUGAUCCGCCAAAAAAAGGUGAAAUAUGUUAACAUUGAGAAGAACACAUUACAGAGGCUCAACGACGGUAGAGGAAUCAUCAAGCUCUACUUCACUUUUCAAGAUGAAGCUAGCCUUUACUUCUUGUUAGAAUACGCUCCAAAUGGCGAUUUCUUGUCUGUCAUCAAAAAGUAUGGCAGUUUGAACCAAGAUUGUUCAGUUUAUUACUCCGCACAGAUUCUCGAUGCAAUCGACUAUCUGCAUCAAAAAGGUGUCAUUCAUAGAGACAUCAAGCCAGAAAAUAUUCUUUUAGACAAGGACAUGAAGGUCAAGUUGACUGACUUCGGUACCGCGAAGCUUGUGGAAAAAGACGAAACCACUCAGACGUACAACUUACUGGAAAGAUCGAAGUCAUUCGUAGGGACUGCCGAAUAUGUUUCUCCAGAGUUGUUGAAUGACAACUAUGUCGACUACAAAUGUGAUAUUUGGGCAUUUGGUUGCAUCCUCUUUCAAAUGAUCGCGGGAAAGCCUCCUUUCAAAGCCACUAACGAAUAUCUCACAUUUCAGAAAGUUAUGAAAGUCCAAUAUGCAUUUACAGCGGGGUUCCCACUGAUUAUAAGAGACCUGAUAAAGCAGAUCUUGGUCAAAAACCCGGAACAAAGGUUGGACACACUUCAGGUUAAAAAGCAUCACUUUUUCAAGGACACAAACUUCCACGACGGCAGUGUUUGGGACACAGACCCUCCAGAGAUUGCACCAUACAAAAUAACAGCGAAAGCUAUGCAACCAGUUCCUGCAUUGAAAGAAGCAAAGCCUCACCUUAUUAUCAACAUGCCUAAGAAAACUCCGCGCUCAAGCUCUUCUUCUCUGCCCACCACACCAGAGCCAACUCCUGACAACAAAAAGCCGGUAGCCUCCAAGCCUGCAUCUGAUGCGAGAACCGCUCAAAUCUUGGAGAACGCAAAGCGUGAGAUAAAUAAUAGGAGGCAGAACAACCGAAGGACCACCAGCGCCGCUUCUGCUGCUGCGCAAGCCUUAAUGAAAAAGGCGCCUAAAUCUUCGCCAGCGACAUCACUGUCAAAGCGAACGGACGCGUCUCAAGAUGGUGCCCCUGGGAAAACUGCUUCACCAAGGCCUCCUCAUACAGCGCCCGCUGCGCGUUCUUCCGAUCGUGCCUUACCCUCUGCUGCUAUUUCAACAGCCAUGAAUCUGGCACCAGCAGUGCCUCCGAUGUCUAAAACUGAUAUAUUAUGGUCUUUUUACCUGAAGAGUCUCGACGAGAGAGUGUUAAAGAUGGGAGAGCUUGAAAUGACUACUUCAAAAACUUCAUUCCUCGAAAAGCGCAUCAGUAAGUCGGGCGCAUCUUUAGUUGACCCAGAAAAGUCGUCACAGCGUACUACUUUACUUUCGCAAGUUGCACGUUCAGGUGGCGGCGUUACUGGCUUUCGGAAUGAAAGUGCCAACAGCGUGCUUUCUGAAAAGGGUUACUACUUAGAAUGGGAUAUCCCAGAAGACGUAGUAGCUGACCUUUUCAAAAAGCCUACCACAGAGGAUACUGAAACACAUGCUGUUUCUAAUAAGUUCAAGAAGCUUUUCCAGGUUAAGGCAGAAGACACCGAAAAACCUGAGCUCUUGCCAGGUAGCGAGUUUUUGAGGAAAGUUGCUGUUAUAACCACAUUUGGACGCUGUUUGAUUUUUGUUAAGAGAAACAAACUGCAGCCUGAGACCAAUCUUUUCUUUGACCUCGAAUACGAUAUCAAUCUGUCCCAAAAAGGAACCAAAAUCAAAGAAAUUGUGGGAGGGAGACCCCAGGAUACAAAGGAGAUGAACUUCGUGAUUGAAACGCCUUUCAAGUCGUUCAUUUUCAAGUGUGACACAAGCGACACUACGUGGUUGCCAUCCUUGACAAAAAGCGUCAAAUUGAACCACGACCGGUUAUUACUGAAAAACAAAGCUGAGGAUCCUAGUGGUAUAGCUAGCAGAGCGGCGCAACUUGCAAGCCCUGGACUCGCAUCGACCGCUUCAUUUGGAAGUGAAGCAUCGUCAACUUUUGUACGAGCUUCGCCUAAGUCUCCAUCUGUACCCAAAUCUUCUUCCCUUACCAAGUCACCAUCAAAGAGCUCAUUUGCUUUAUCUGCCUCGCUCAACUCUGCAGGCGGGAAGCAGGAGCGGCUUUUCGACACUUUUGUUAGCUCAAAGGGCAAGCAGGGCAAGAAACUUGCGAAGCCAGUUCCUCUUUCUGGAAAACUUGUGAACGGCCUUCCAACUGAGUCUCUUUUGAAUGACAACCAUAGCAUGCAGCCCGACUUUUCUGCGAAGAAUGGGCACUCCAUUGGCGGGAACUCAAGAGUUAUUUCCGGUAAAAGUUCACGGAUGCUCGCGAGGUCGGACAGGCCACUAAGAAGGUGA